Molecule: messenger RNA, 1656 nt
Organism: Leptinotarsa decemlineata (Colorado potato beetle)
Lineage: Eukaryota; Metazoa; Arthropoda; Insecta; Coleoptera; Chrysomelidae
Gene: 5-HT2A
Product: 5-hydroxytryptamine receptor 2A
Biological process (GO): G protein-coupled receptor signaling pathway, coupled to cyclic nucleotide second messenger; serotonin receptor signaling pathway; chemical synaptic transmission
Cellular component (GO): dendrite; plasma membrane
Molecular function (GO): serotonin binding; neurotransmitter receptor activity; G protein-coupled serotonin receptor activity
Source: RefSeq, a predicted model, not a curated record
GUAAUUGGCCGUUCGGUUUCAUCUGGUGUAACGUUUACGUCACGUGCGACGUUUUGGCCUGUUCGGCGUCCAUCAUGCACAUGUGCUUCAUCAGUCUGGGCCGCUAUCUCGGCAUCAGAAACCCCCUGAAGACGAGGCAUAGCACGACGACGAGAACGGUAGUGUUGAGGAUAGCUUUGGUAUGGUUGUUGUCCAUGCUCGUGUCCAGCUCAAUUACAGUAUUAGGUAUCAUAAAUCACGAAAACAUAAUGCCCGAAUCGGGCUCCUGCGUCAUCAACAAUCGAGCGUUCUUCGUGUUCGGCUCGCUCAUAGCCUUUUAUGUGCCGAUGGUCAUCAUGGUGGUGACCUACGCUCUUACGGUUCAGCUGCUUAGGAAGAAGGCGCGUUUUGCCGCCGAACAUCCGGAGAGCGAGCAGUUCCGCAGAUUGGGUGGUAGGUUCGCUCAGAAACACGAUAGGACGCCCACUAUUUCGGGGACGCUGUGGAGGAACGCGGGGAGUGGCGAGAGAUCUCACAGUAACUUACGACUGAAUCUAUCUCACAAUCAAUUACCGUACGCCAAUGGCGGCAAUGGUACCAGACAUAUGUCGAGAUCGAGCCGAGACCAAAGUACGCAAACACCAGAGAAUAUCGCCAAAGAAACGAGAAACUUCAAACUCAGAUCAUUGAAAUUGCAGCUGAAUCACACAACAUCUAAUUUCACCAACUUCCGAUUACUAGCAGGCCGAGUGAAGCGAAAAACCCUAGCCUCAAACUCCGUCGCCACUGAACAGAAAGCCUCUAAAGUCCUCGGCAUCGUUUUCUUCACAUUCGUCUUGUGCUGGUCGCCAUUCUUUAUCCUCAACAUCCUCUUCGCCGUCUGUCCCGACUGCGAAGUUCCCAAAGACGUCGUGGUGGUUUGCCUGUGGCUGGGCUACGUCAGCUCAACUAUAAACCCCAUCAUCUACACGGUGUUCAACAGAACGUUUCGGGCGGCCUUCAUUAGGUUGUUGCUGUGCAGAUGCCGGAGGCUCUCCAGGCCCGUGAGAUACAGAUCCGUGAACGAUAAUCGAGGUGCCACCAGUCUUUGCACCCCUUCAGCGCUUCCUUUGGCUAUCAGUCUACAGGGAACGCCACUACUAACGCCUGCUUCUACUGAUAGCUCUUACGUCAUCAGGACCCCGUCUUCGAACUUUAUCAGGGAAACUUACGAGGAGGCUGAUUGUUAGACCGGGAAAAUUUAAGAUUUCCAAAGUCGUUGAGGUAUUUUCUUCUACUUCGAAUAGUGGAAUUGACUGAUUUUGUAUAUGAUAUAUGCGAUAACAGAAGUGAAGUGUUACAAAUCGUUUUACAGAUAGAGUUUUCAAUGUCGUACUCACUCUUAGUCAAUGGAAUACAAUGAAAAUACAACUUUUUUUUCGUUUUCUCAAACACUGAUAUUUAUUGCUAAGGGGAGAUAUAACUUCUGGGUUAUUAUAUUUCUUCAACAUGCAAUAGCUAUAUUGGGGAAAGGGGUAAAAAGCAAGAAAACGCCGAACUCGAACCCGAAAAUAUGAUCAUCACAUAAUAAUCACAAUAUGUUCAUCAUCAGCUAUGUAUUAUCCAAACUAAUUUAUUGAAACAACUAUAAAAAUAAAAACAACAAUAAAAAAUAAUUGGCGCUCCGGGGCGACUUCA